This is a messenger RNA of Columba livia (rock pigeon), 4547 nucleotides long. RefSeq names its product ubiquitin-associated protein 2-like. The record is from RefSeq and is a predicted model, not a curated record. NCBI's taxonomy places the organism in Eukaryota, Metazoa, Chordata, Aves, Columbiformes, Columbidae. Bases 1058 to 4279 code for a protein of 1073 amino acids. The transcript has 29 exons. Gene Ontology annotation, molecular function: protein binding. Gene Ontology annotation, cellular component: nucleus; cytoplasm.
GCGUCAUGUCACGUGGUGGGGGGGCAGCUUCGCGCGUGGAGGAAGAAGAGGAAGAAGACUAGUGAGGAAGGGAGUGAGUGAAGUCGUCGGUCACGUGACGCUCACGUGACGGUGGUGGGCGCCGCUGCUGUUGCUGCUUUAUUUUCUAUUUUGUACAUACAUUGUUUUGUAUAUACUGUGUGCGAUGACUUCGGUGGGUAGUGAACGUACCCGGGGUACUCGGAACAAAACGCAAAUUUCAACCACGCAGCCAACACAACCACAGAAACACAUAGUACAGGAAAUCUCACUAGCUUAAAAGUUGCAGUGGACCUGAGGAAGCUGAAGUCAGAGCGAGAAGAUGGAUCAACAGAGCUUAAAUCCUGAAACCAGCAGACCUUUUGUUUUUGCUCUCUGCUGAGCUCUCAGCAGACGCCAAGAGCGAGCUCCUUCGCGCAGAGCACCACACUGGCCAGGAGGCUUUUGUGGAGGGUGGCACCAGGGCUGGUGCAGGGAAUUCCAGAGCAGGCUCUCCUCUUUGUUAUUGACUGAAUUAUGAAGCUGUCAGCAUGACACUUUGAAAAUGUGAAGUAGUGCAGAGUACUUAACUCCGUUACAAACACUAAUUGUCUUGGAACUUUGCCUCUGAGUGCAGCAAAUGUUGCUUCCCUCAAGGAAUUGGGACAGCUGCAGUAACUUCUCAGCAAAUAAGCAGCUGGUGGUGUACAGUGGAGUAAUUUUUAGACUCUUCUUAGUAUUUACACUUGGCGACCGCCUCUAGAACUUGUAUUUGUGGUAAGCUCCAAAGGCGAAGCAGUUUGAGGCUGAUUAAGUCUUAACUUGUGAGGCACAGAAUUUCAUGUGGGAAUCCCGGUCAAGUGAGACUGCGAAAGGUGGGAUUCAACCAGCUUCCCAGGAAGAAUCCUUUCCGUCAAGAAUUUCAGUGGAUGAAGUGGUCUCCUUCUCAAUGAAGAAGUCUUCUGCAGCAUAUCAACUCGCAUUUCGGGUCCUGGCUCUCUUCAGUAUCAGCCUUCUCUAGCAUGAGACGGCAACAGCAGAACAGAUUCGCCUUGCUCAGAUGAUCUACGAUAAGAACGAUGCAGAUUUUGAAGAUGAAGUGAAACAACUUAUGGAAGUGACGGGGAAAAAUCAGGAUGAGUGCAUAGUGGCACUACAUGAUUGUAAUGGGGACAUGAACAGAGCAAUCAACUUACUGCUGGAAGGAAGUUCAGACACGACUUCUUGGGAGACUGUAGGGGGAAAGAAGAAAAGCCUUGGAAAGGAAAGUUCAGAAAACAAAGAGAACAGAGAAAAACGAGGGGACAGAGAAGUGAGUCGCGGAUGGGGAAAUUCCAACAGACGGGGAAGAGGAGGCAGCUGUGGCCGAGAAUUUAGAGCUGAAGAGAAUGGAGUGGACAACAAUCAAGGAGACAAGCCUUCAGACCGUGGGAAACGUGGCCGUGGGAGAGGGUUUGGACGUGGCAGAGGGAGAGGAGCGGGGAGGUUUUCAGCCCAAGGCAUGGGGACAUUUAACCCUGCAGACUAUACAGAGUCUUCUGCCACUGAUGGCUUUGGGACAAAAUCAGAGAUUUGGGAGGCUGGUCAGGAUGAUGCAGAUGAUGGAACUGUAGGACCAUGGAAAAACUCAAUAGAAGAGUGGACAGCAGAAGACUGGAAUGAAGAUCUUUCUGAAACAAAAGUCUUCACUGCUUCCUCUGUUCCAGCUGAGAAUCAUGUGACUCCUGGGCAAAGCAUUGAUUUGGGAACACUGCUUCAAAAGCCUGUGACUUCUACCCAAGAGGCAGAAGGCAACUCAUAUGAGGCUCCCCAGCAGCAGACCUUUGGCCAAGCCCUAGUCUUCACAAAUUCUCAGCACAGCACCCAGAUGGCAUCAGGAACUGGCAGCUCCAGUGCUGUAAACUCUUAUUCUCCUCAAAGUCUGUCUGCAGUUAUUUGUUCUGGCUUUGGAAAACUUGGAUCCUCUAAAUUGAAAAACUCUACUGGAUCCCAAAUCUUGGACCAAUUGAAAUCUCCAGGUUUGGGUCAGUUUACCUGUCAACAAAACAACAGUAGCUCUACCACCACUACCACAACUACCACAUCAUCCUGGGAUCUAAAACCACCCAUUACUCAGUCCUCAGUCCUUACUCAGUUUGACUUUAAAUCCCAGCCUGAACCAUCCCCAGUUCUGAGCCAGCUGACCCAGCGACAGCAACAACAAAUGCAGGCAGUUCCUGUUCCUCCUUCUGGGCUGGAGUCCUUCUCCUCCCAGGUAAAACUCCGAGAGACAUCACCAGUAGACACCUCUACAGCUGUUAGCAAAAUGUUACAGCUCCCCGCUAUCUCUAUGGAUAACCAGACAGUGACUGCCCAUCAAACCCAGCAGAAACAAAUAAAACCACCAAAACGAAGGAUAACUCCAGCAUCCAAGAUUCCUGUCUCUGCAGUGGAGAUGCCUGGAUCAGCAGAUGUGACAGGGUUAAAUGUUCAGUUUGGAGCUCUGGAGUUUGGAUCAGAGACUGUGCUCCCAGAGUUUGGAUCAACUUCAAGCAGUGAGAAUACCAGCCAAGUGACCAACAAUAGUUUGUACUCAAAAUCUAUAAAUGAUCCUUUGAAUACCUCUUUGCCAGUAUCCAAUACAGUACAGGAGUCCACCUAUACAACCUCUGCCAUCACCUCUUCCAGUUUGACCUGCUCAUCCCAGAGCACUAGCCCAGUAACAACAACUUCCUCCUAUGAGCAGACAUCUGUGCAUAGUAGGAUAGCGUACCAAAGCUCCAUGGCUCCAUCUGAAUCAACCCCUGUUGCAGUUACGAACGGGCACAGUGGUGUUAGAACACAGGCAACUCUUGACACUGCUUCAUCAGUUCUAGUGCCCAAGACAGAGCCUUCUCCUUCGCUACCUUCUGUUGGUUCUCUGCCUAGUGUGAUAUCCACCACUGCUUCACUUCUGCCUUCAGCAUCGCAGCAUGCAGCAACAUUGCCCAGCUUGCCUCAGUCCAGUGAUUUAGCCAGCAGCUCACUUUCCCAGUUAAGCAGCUCCCUUUCCAAUCAUCAGAGUGGCCUCUCCCCUGCCUUAGUGUUGUCUUCAGACACAUCACAUGCACACACUAGUGUUGAGAACACAACUUCGCUCCAGCCUUCAACAGCCUUUUCAGCUAUUUCAACCCCAGCCACUAGCACCACUUCUUCAGUUGUCAACAUGGCAAGCAAUAUCAACACUACAAACAGCCUUGGCCUGAGUGUUACCAGUGUGUCUAUACCAGCUGCUACCACACGGGCAGCUCCCUUAGUGUCUUCAGGCAAAGCUCCCCCAAACCUGCCUCAAGGUGUACCACCCUUGUUGCAUAACCAGUAUAUUGUGGGACCUGGAGGACUUCUGCCUGCCUACCCACAGAUUUAUGGUUAUGAUGAUCUCCAGAUGCUUCAAUCCAGGCUGCCAAUGGAUUACUAUGGAAUUACAUUCCCUGCUCCUGCAGCCUUGACAGGCAGAGAUGGGAGCCUUGCUAACAAUCCAUACUCAGGUGACAUAAAAUUUGGCCGUGGGGAUUCUGCCUCUCCUACUCCUGCUACCACGCUCUCCCAGCCACAGCAGAACCAGACGCAGACUCACCAUACAACUCAGCAGCCCUUCCUCAACCCCACCCUGCCCCCAGGGUACAGCUACACUGGGUUACCUUAUUAUACUGGUGUGCCUGGUGUACCCAGUGCAUUCCAGUAUGGGCCAACCAUGUUUGUACCUCCAGCAUCUGCUAAACAGCAUGGAGUCAACCUGAACACUGCCUCGGCUCCUUUCCAGCAGGCGAGUGGCUAUGGGCAGCACAGCUAUGGAGCAGGCUAUGAUGACUUAACGCAGGGAACAGCAGCUGGAGAUUACAGCAAAGGAGGCUACAGUGGGUCAUCUCAAGUACAAAGCAAAUCUGCUGGCACUGGACCUGGGAAAGGUAUUUCCGUGACCUCAAGUAACACAGGUGUGCCUGAUAUCAGUGGCUCAGUCUAUAACAAGACUCAGACAUUUGACAAGCAGGGAUUCCACGCUGGCACGCCACCUCCUUUCAGCCUGCCCUCUGCUCUUGGAUCGACUGGGCCCCUGAACCCUGGUGCUGCCCCAGGUUAUGCUCCAGCCCCAUUUCUUCAUAUCCUGCCAGCGCAUCAGCAGCCUCAUUCUCAGAUGCUGCAUCACCAUCUUCAGCAAGAUGGGCAGGGUGGAUCUGGCCAACGCAACCAACCCAGCACCAUGCAGCAAAAGUCUCAGGCUACCAAAACCACCUAUGGCACUUCUCCAUAUUGGACAAACUAAAUCCAAAACAAGGGAGGAGGGAGAGAAUGAGAGGAAGAGAAAACAACAAAAGAAAAGAGAACAGGGGAAAAAAAAAAAAAAAAAAGCUGAAGCCCAUUACUGGAAUUAUUAGAAGUAACUGCUCAGCCAAAUGUCUAUGCGGGGAAAAUUGCAGCCGGUCAGCCAUCCUCUGUGUGACUCACCUGCUUCCUCUUUGAGUUGCUGUUGUAUGUAAUAUAUUUAUGUAUGUAUUUGUAAAUGUAAUAGAGCCUAAAUGUGGUUUUCUGCA